AUGCGUUCGACUUUUGCACUCCUUUGUGUACUGCUCAGCUGCCUGUUACUGGCACAGCGGGUCGGCAGUCAAGCCUCUCCUUCGGGUCCUUCUUACUCUGAUCCGGGUACAUCGCCAUCAGCAACAGGCACAGGCACAGAUACAGGCACAGGCACAGGCACAAGCGCCGGAACCACAAACUCCACCAUAUCGCCGACAUAUUUGCGUAACACGCUACGCCUUUUAAAAAUCAAGCUUCAGCUCAAGAAACAGAAGCUCCGGCGUCAGCAGCGCAAGCGUCAGCAGCGUAAACGCCAGCAGCGCAAGCGUCAGCAGUCACAGAAACGACGCGGCUGA
Molecule: messenger RNA, 336 nt
Organism: Drosophila novamexicana
Lineage: Eukaryota; Metazoa; Arthropoda; Insecta; Diptera; Drosophilidae
Exons: 1
Coding region: 1-336 (111 amino acids)
Source: RefSeq, a predicted model, not a curated record